Sparassis crispa is the source of this 684-nucleotide messenger RNA. RefSeq names its product Vesicle transport v-SNARE protein. Gene Ontology annotation, biological process: retrograde transport, endosome to Golgi; Golgi to vacuole transport; intracellular protein transport. The record is from RefSeq and is a predicted model, not a curated record. Bases 1 to 684 code for a protein of 227 amino acids. Lineage: Eukaryota; Fungi; Basidiomycota; Agaricomycetes; Polyporales; Sparassidaceae. Gene Ontology annotation, cellular component: endoplasmic reticulum membrane; ER to Golgi transport vesicle membrane; Golgi apparatus. Gene Ontology annotation, molecular function: SNARE binding; SNAP receptor activity. The transcript is spliced from 5 exons.
AUGGACAACUCGCCGACGGCGCUGUUCGACUCGUACGAGCAGGACUUUUCGCAGAUCCUCCAGAGCAUCCAGGACAAGCUCAAUGGAGAGGCCAAGGACCAGCAGGGCGAGCAGCGCAAGGCCGCGCUGCGCAGAGUAGAGAUGGAGCUCGACGAGGCGGACGAGAUGGUCUCGCAAAUGGAAAUAGAGGUCCAGGGCAUCCCGCAGUCCCUCAGGCCCUCGUACCAAGCGCGCAUCAAAUCCGCCAAGGCCGCGCUCCAGCAGCACAAGAAGCUCUCCAAAGACCUGCACGCGCAGUUCUCGCGCGCGGACCUCCUCGGCUCCCGGGCGGGCGAGGGCGCGCCUUCGGACGACCCGUACGGCGGCGCGAGCGACCGCACGCGCCUGCUCGCGGGCACGGCGCUCCUCGAGGACGGCUCGCGCCGCCUGAUGGAGAGCCAGCGCAUCGCGCUCGAGACGGAGGAGCAGGGCUCGGAUAUCCUGCGUAGCUUGCGCGGGCAGCGGGAGCAGAUCCAGAAUUCGCGCGAUACGCUGCAACGGGCGGAUACGUCGAUAGACCGUGCGUCGGGGACGCUCAAGAAGAUGAUUAGACGGAUGUACCAGCAGCGCGUCGUCAUUGGGGCCAUUGUCGUUGUGCUCGUCCUACUCAUCGCGAUCAUCCUGUGGGCAAAGCUCUGGCGGUGA